AUGAAAGCAGCACGAUUCUAUGCAGCCGGAGACAUCCGCAUCGAGGAUGUCGAAGCCCCCAAAGCAUCAGAUGAAAAGGCCCUAAUUCAAGUCGAGUGGUGCGGGAUAUGUGGAAGCGAUAUCAACGAAUAUGUCCAAGGGCCUAUGUCGAUCCCCAACACGCGCACCGGUCCGCACCCCCUUACUGGGGACUUACUCCCGGUAACCCUUGGCCAUGAGCUCUCUGGACGCAUUAUUCAAGCACCAUCGACUUCGUCACUUUCCCCGGGACAGGCAGUCAUCAUCGACCCUCGAUUCUAUUGUUCGUCCUGCACGGCAUGUACUUCAUCUGUCACAAAUUGUUGCCAAUCCUUAGGUUUCCUAGGUCUCUCUGGGGGAGGGGGUGGUUUCUCUGAGAAAAUUGCCGUGCCACCGGCUAUGCUUCAUCCCAUUCCCGACAAUAUCGACAUGGCUACAGCAACCCUUAUCGAGCCUCUUGCCGUUGCCUGGCAUGGCGUUCGAUGCUCCGGUGUCAAAGACUUCAAGGGCCUACCCAUUCUGGUGAUAGGUGGUGGCCCAGUUGGUGUAGCCACGGUUUUCGUGUUAAGGGCAUGGGGCGCAGAUGAGAUCUAUGUCUCGGAAACGGCCCGUCGUCGUAGGGAGUUCCUUGAAGACCUUGUGCAGGCUACAUUUGAUCCGAUCGAGGUCAAUGUGGGUUUGGAAUGUAGGAAACUCACGAAUGGAAGCGGUGUAGGGAUGGUCUUCGACUGUGCUGGAUCCCAGAAAGGGCUAGAAGCCGCAUGUGAUAGCCUCAAGUUUCAUGGUUUAUAUGUCAAUCUGGCAGUGCCGAAAUCCCCGAUCUCGUUACCGGCUAUGUAUUUUAUGCGGAAGGAACUGACGUACAAGUCCUUCUUGGCAUAUGAUGACGCUGACUUUAAGGCUACUGUGGCUGCAUUCACGGAAGGCAAGUUUGCUGGGGUGGAGCGCAUGGUCACACGGCGUAUUGCGUUGGAAGACCUCGUGGAGAAGGGCUUCAAAACGCUUCUUCAGAGCCCAGAUGAGCAUAUCAAAAUUGUGGCAACACAUGAAAGUUAA
Messenger RNA from Aspergillus pseudotamarii, 1074 nucleotides. Its product is annotated as 2,3-butanediol dehydrogenase. The transcript is spliced from 4 exons. Gene Ontology annotation, cellular component: cytoplasm. NCBI's taxonomy places the organism in Eukaryota, Fungi, Ascomycota, Eurotiomycetes, Eurotiales, Aspergillaceae. Gene Ontology annotation, biological process: butanediol biosynthetic process. Gene Ontology annotation, molecular function: (R,R)-butanediol dehydrogenase activity. The record is from RefSeq and is a predicted model, not a curated record. The coding region runs from base 1 to 1074 and encodes 357 amino acids.